GUGACGUCGCGGGCGGUGAUUGGUGGCGGCGCCGGAGGGGGCGGAGCGUGCGCACGCGGCAGCAGCUGUUCUGUUGCGACAGUCGAGGAGCCGGAGCCGGAUCGGCGCGGAAGAGCCGCGGACGCCGCCAGCAGCCGCAACAACAACCCGGCCCCGGCGGGCGGAAGGAAGGGAGGGAGGCAGGGAGGGAGGCGAGAGCGGCGAUGCCGUCGGACCUGGCCAAGAAGAAGGCGGCCAAGAAGAAGGAGGCGGCCAAGGCGCGCCAGAGGCCCAAGCGCGGCCCCGAGGAGAAUGGCGAGGCCGACCUGGAGCACAAGCGCGACUCGGGCGACGCCGACGCCGCAGAGGCGGAGGCGGCGGAGGUGGACGCGGCGGCCCGGGCGCUGGAGGAGUUCGAGCUGAAGAAGGCGGCGGCGCGGGCGGUGACGGGGGCGCUGGCCUCCCACCCCAACAGCACCGACGUGCACAUCAUCAACCUCUCGCUCACCUUCCACGGCCAGGAGCUGCUCAGCGACACCAAACUGGAGCUCAACUCCGGCCGCCGCUACGGCCUCAUCGGCCUCAACGGCACCGGAAAGUCCAUGUUGCUGUCUGCCAUCGGGAAGCGGGAAGUGCCCAUCCCAGAGCACAUCGACAUCUACCACCUGACACGGGAGAUGCCGCCCAGCGAGAAGACGCCCCUGCAGUGCGUCAUGGAGGUGGACACAGAAAGAGCUAUGCUGGAGCGGGAAGCCGAGCGGCUCGCUCACGAGGACGCCGAGUGUGAGAAGCUGAUGGAGCUGUACGAGCGGCUGGAGGAGCUGGACGCGGAUAAGGCCGAGAUGCGGGCCUCCCGGAUCCUCCACGGCCUGGGCUUCACCCCCUUGAUGCAAAGGAAGAAGCUGAAGGACUUCAGCGGGGGCUGGCGGAUGCGGGUGGCUCUGGCCAGGGCCUUGUUCAUCCGGCCGUUCAUGCUGCUGCUGGACGAACCCACCAACCACCUGGACCUGGACGCCUGUGUGUGGCUGGAGGAGGAGCUGAAGACGUUCAAGCGCAUCCUUGUGCUGAUCUCGCACUCCCAGGACUUCCUGAAUGGGGUCUGCACCAACAUCAUCCACAUGCACAACCGCAAGCUCAAGUACUACACGGGCAACUAUGACCAGUAUGUCAAGACGCGCCUGGAGCUGGAGGAGAACCAGAUGAAGAGGUUCCACUGGGAGCAGGACCAGAUUUCCCACAUGAAGAACUACAUUGCCCGCUUUGGUCAUGGCAGCGCCAAGCUGGCCCGGCAAGCGCAGAGCAAGGAGAAGACGCUGCAGAAGAUGAUGGCCUCGGGGCUGACGGAGCGGGUGAUCAGCGAUAAGACGCUCUCGUUUUAUUUCCCCUCCUGCGGGAAGAUCCCGCCGCCCGUCAUCAUGGUGCAGAAUGUGAGCUUCCAGUACAGCAAGAAUGGGCCUUUGAUUUACGCGAACCUGGAGUUUGGGAUUGAUUUGGACACACGGGUGGCACUGGUAGGACCGAACGGAGCUGGCAAAUCAACUCUCCUCAAGCUUCUCACGGGCGAGCUCCUGCCUACUGAUGGGAUGAUCCGGAAACACUCUCAUGUCAAGAUUGGUAGAUACCACCAGCACCUACAAGAGCAGCUGGAUUUAGACCUUUCCCCCCUGGAGUACAUGAUGAAGUGCUACCCAGAGAUCAAGGAGAAAGAGGAGAUGCGCAAGAUCAUCGGCCGCUAUGGGCUGACAGGAAAGCAGCAGGUCAGCCCAAUCCGGAACCUUUCAGACGGGCAAAAGUGCCGCGUGUGCUUUGCGUGGCUGGCCUGGCAGAACCCUCACAUGCUGUUCUUGGAUGAGCCCACCAACCACCUGGACAUUGAGACGAUUGACGCCUUGGCAGACGCCAUCAACGACUUCGAGGGGGGCAUGAUGCUCGUCAGCCACGACUUCCGGCUCAUUCAGCAGGUUGCGCAAGAGAUCUGGGUGUGUGAGAAGCAGACGAUCACCAGGUGGCAGGGAGACAUCCUGUCCUACAAGGAGCACCUGAAGUCCAAACUGGCCGGGGAGGAGCCACAGCUAACCAAGAGGACCCACAACGUGUGAGCUUGGCGGGGCCAGCUGGGGCCACCUCUGGGGACUGGGGGCAAGCCCCUGGCCCGGCUGACCAAACCCACCACCCAGCAGGAACAGACGACUGCGGCUCCCCGGCCCACUCCGGCGCCUCGCAGCCGCUUCUUCCAUCUCUCCUGGCCAAGUGCUUGGAUCAUCUCCUCUCGGCCGCCUCCAGGCUCUGCUGACUGUGUCCCCCUCUGCCUGUGUAGCGGGACGCCCUCCCUGCCCUCUUCAGUUUGUGUGACAGCGCCCACCCCACGCUUGCCUGCCGCCACCCAGGCAUGGAGCGCCUGACUCCCCACUUCAGUCUCUGUACUUUGCUUUCCUUGGGCCUCUGUUAGUUUUAAACAGUUAUUUAUCCAUAUACUUGCCAGAUCUGCCCAAGAUGUUAUGAGUAAAUAAAGAUGAGGGGGGCAGGGAAAG
Messenger RNA from Sphaerodactylus townsendi, 2510 nucleotides. RefSeq names its product ATP binding cassette subfamily F member 2 (gene ABCF2). The transcript is spliced from 15 exons. NCBI's taxonomy places the organism in Eukaryota, Metazoa, Chordata, Lepidosauria, Squamata, Sphaerodactylidae. Gene Ontology annotation, molecular function: ATP hydrolysis activity; ATP binding. Bases 204 to 2078 code for a protein of 624 amino acids. The record is from RefSeq and is a predicted model, not a curated record.